AUGCUUUGUCUAAGGUUGUCUCACUCUAAGAACCAUUUAUUUAUUAAAAUUUUAGAAAAUAGGAUAGUGGGGGGCACGAAAGCACCAAACGGCUCAGUGCCUUACCAGGUUUCUCUUCGUAUAUACGGUGUAAGGCACUUCUGUGGAGCAUCCUUGAUCACACCAAGAGUCAUUCUAACCGCCGCCCAUUGCGUUGAUAGAUUAAAACCUAAAUACUUUAAAGCAAUAGUUGGAACCAAUCAACUCCGCACUGGUGGCACAGCAUACGCAAUCCGCAAAGUUGUACAACAUGAGAAUUACGAUGAUGACAUUAUUAAAAACGAUAUAGCUAUUAUUUUUACGGAAGAAGAGAUAGAGUUCAAUAGCACAAUUGAUGCUAUAGAGUUGAAUGAUGAACCUGUGGAGAAGGGGGAAGAUUUACUUCUUACAGGGUGGGGAGCAACUUCUUAUCCAGGUCACCUACCCAAUGACUUGAUGCAGCUGGAACUGAAAGCCGUCAGCUACGAAGAUUGCAAGGAAGCGCACAAAAGUGUCAACGCGGUUUUUGAGUCUCAGAUCUGUGCGAUGACAAAAGCUGGAGAAGGAGCUUGCCAUGGUGACUCUGGUGGACCUCUGGUGAGAGAAGGUCGUCAGGUUGGAGUUGUAUCGUGGGGUAUCCCAUGUGCUAGAGGCAAACCGGACGUAUAUACAAAGGUGGAAGCCUUCAUGAGUUGGAUAGAGAAGACACUACAUGACGACGAUGAAGACCACAUAUUGUUCCUUCACAAUAGGAGAAAAACAAACAGGCACUGAAUCUAAAUUCAGCCAUGACAACGUUAAAAGCAUUAACAUAAACUGUUAGAGGAAUAGGAUUUGUCUUUUGAGAGUGAUCUCUUUAUUGAAAAAUAAAUAAUCAUAUUUGAAUAAUAAGUGUAAUAUUAGUUUUGACAGUUUUUGUAAACCCCAGAUUUUACGUUAAUGACAUGAAAUAAGGUUUUAAUUAUAUAAUCCUGAC
Vanessa atalanta (red admiral) is the source of this 994-nucleotide messenger RNA. Its product is annotated as chymotrypsin-1-like. Gene Ontology annotation, biological process: proteolysis. Gene Ontology annotation, molecular function: serine-type endopeptidase activity. Lineage: Eukaryota; Metazoa; Arthropoda; Insecta; Lepidoptera; Nymphalidae. The record is from RefSeq and is a predicted model, not a curated record. The transcript has 6 exons. Bases 1 to 792 code for a protein of 263 amino acids.